AUAAAACAGGUCUUAAGAUGUUCAAACACCAAAUAUAGAACCUUUCGCAACCUUGUUUUAUUGCCAUAAAGGGUACAACUCCUUAUUCUUUCGUCUCAAAUGGUCUAGGGGAGAGUGGUGGUGGGUGGGGGGAUGGAUGGAGGAGGGAAAAAAAAACCUCUCUCUGGUCUUGCGUUGAAGCGUAAAAAAACCCUCUGAGCUGGCAUCAGCCCCGUCCGCUGGGAAGUAUUCGCGGUGUUGUUGAGGUUUCCAUGCUGGGUGUCGUUUCGUCUCCCUCCUCCUCCUCCUCGUCGUCGUCGCCUUCGUCGCCACGGCAGUAACCUGUCUCUCUGCCCGUCUCUGUCUCCGUUCGGUGGACCGCUCCGACGUCUGGUCUCUCGCCGACAAAAGCUCUUUACCCCCCCACUCCCCCCAUCAAAGAGCGUCGUUGAUAAAUGGCCAACGAGGAGGAGCGCAGCCAGAUAUUCUUCCCACCGCUGGCUGUGCCACAUUGAGUGACGACAAUUCGGUUGCCACCACCCUCUGGUAUUUGCGGGCGUUGACAAAAGAAGGUAAGCUUGGAGAGAGGGCUCGCUUGACCACCCCCCUCCCAGCCACCCACGACUACCUGCCCCGCAAGCACUGCGACUGGGUGAGGAGAGCAAACGGCACGGGUAGUAGUAGUUUCUUCCCGCGUGGCAACGCAGCGGCGAGGAAGACAAUGUCCCUGGUAACGCCGUCGAGCAACGAUGCUUGCCUGAGCAUCGUGCACAGCCUCCUGUGCCACCGCCAGGGUGGGGAGAGCGAGACCUUCGCCAAGCGCGCCAUCGAGAGCCUCGUGCGCAAGCUCAAGGAGAAGAAGGACGAGUUGGACUCCCUCAUCACCGCCGUCACCACGAACGGAGCGCACCCCAGCAAGUGCGUCACCAUCCAGAGGACCCUGGAUGGGAGGCUACAGGUUGCAGGCCGAAAAGGCUUCCCCCAUGUGGUCUAUGCACGCAUCUGGCGGUGGCCCGAUCUACACAAGAAUGAGCUGAAACAUGUCAAGUUCUGUCAGUACGCCUUUGACCUAAAGGCUGACAGUGUAUGUGUUAACCCUUACCACUAUGAGAGGGUCGUUUCUCCUUGCAUUGAUUUAGCUGGAUUGACUUUACAAAGUACAGGUCCUUCGAGUCUGCUGGUGAAAGAUGAGCCCAUCCUCGACUGCUUGGCGGCAGACAGCCCCUCGGGCCGGCUCGCCUCUGAGGGGGCCCACGGCAGCUUGCAGCUCAUUUCACACCAGGCUCAAGCUCCUCCAUCUGUUGCCCGAACACAGCUGGAUGUCUUCGCCGGGUCUACCAUUCUGCCCCCUGCCACAACGCAGUCAAUCUCAAGCCAGGGCGACACCUCCAUCCCAACUACCUCCGCUGGUUUCAUCCCCGCUGGGCAGAGCUCUCUGCUGGCAGUGGGCCACGGCGAUCGAAUGGUCGCCGUGUCUGGUGGACAGCAACCGGUCACGCCACAGAAUGGCUUCUCGAGCCAGCCUCAGCCUUUUCACAAUGGUGCUGCACCCACAUGGACGGGCAGCAGUACGGCCACCUACACAGCGAACAUGGUCCACCACCAGAAUGGUCCUCCCGUUCCUCACCACCCGCCCUUGCAUCAUCCCAAUCAUUACUGGCCUCCACACCACAAUGAGCUCUCUUUCCAGCCUCCUCUUUCCACCCAUCCAGAUGCACAUGGGUCAAACUUGCGUUCCCAGCGUAAUAUCGGUCCAGAGUUCUGGUGCUCCAUUGCAUACUUUGAGAUGGACGUCCAGGUGGGCGAGACGUUCAAAGUGCCCUCCAGCUGCCCCAUUGUAACGGUGGAUGGCUACGUGGACCCUUCGGGUGGCGACCGCUUUUGUCUCGGCCAGCUCUCCAAUGUUCAUCGGACUGAUGCCAGCGAAAAGGCGAGGCUUCACAUCGGUAAGGGCGUCCAGCUGGAGUGCCGGGGAGAGGGGGACGUGUGGGUCCGCUGUCUCAGCGACCACGCCGUUUUCGUGCAGAGCUACUACUUGGAUCGGGAAGCAGGCCGGGCACCCGGAGAUGCUGUACACAAGAUCUAUCCCGGCGCAUAUAUAAAGGUGUUUGACCUCAGACAGUGCCACCGGCAGAUGCAGCAGCAAGCUGCUACCGCACAGGCAGCUGCUGCCGCACAGGCAGCUGCCGUGGCUGGAAACAUCCCCGGUCCUGGCUCUGUCGGAGGCAUUGCUCCAGCCAUCAGUUUGUCGGCGGCAGCAGGCAUCGGCGUGGACGACCUGCGGCGGCUCUGCAUUCUGCGCAUGAGCUUCGUGAAGGGUUGGGGCCCCGACUACCCACGGCACAGCAUCAAGGAGACGCCCUGUUGGAUCGAGAUUCACUUGCACCGGGCCCUACAGCUGCUGGACGAGGUGCUGCACACCAUGCCCAUGGCCGAUCCUCGGCCGCUCGACUGAGGACCGUUUCUCCCCAGCGACGCGCCCAAGGGUUUUGCACUGCGUUGAUUCGUGUGUGUGUGUGUUUGUGUUGAAGCAGCAUUAUUUGUCUUCGUUGGAGGAGGGAAACUUUGAUCGUUACCAACGUUGAUGGCCUAUGCCUUGCAGAUGCCCUCGGCUCAUUUUCUCUUUUGUGUGUUCACUUGAAGAUGAUUUCAAGUUGGUAUUCUAGUCACGAGUGAAAUGCAAUGUAUAGAUCUCUGGGGACUUUAUCAUGUCCUAACUUGCAGUCCUAAUCGAAGAAAACUCAAAUUGGCAAAUUCAAGUCAACAUGUUGCUUGACUGGAGUAUUGCAAGCCUAGUUAUCUGGCUUUCAGAUUUUCAAGUGCGAUAACACGAUGAAGUUGCAACAAAUGAGAAUGGAUCUUUGUGUAAUUGCAUUGUUCGUGCGCCAUGCAUCAUGCACGUUUCAUAACUUAAAAUGCGUCUUAAAUCCACUUAAAAGUCAUAAAAAUGUAUAACUACAUACAACUUAAAUGGAUUUAUGAAAUGUUACAUACGAUUAGAAUAAUGCAAUGAGAUGCAAACCAUUGUAAUGAUUAAUGCAAACAUUUGCACCAAGAAAAUCAAUAUAUAUGUAUUUUUUUAAUUUUUAUAUGUUUAAGCUAGUAUAGUCUUGGGCAUUUAAUCAUAGCUUAGUCUUGACCUAUGAAUUUUUCAUUAUGUUGGCAGUAUCUGUAUACAGCGUAAUGUAUUGUGGCAUCUGUAGUGACGUGUACAUAAAGGUAAGGUAUGUUUACAAAUAAAGCCAUCUUUAGAGCCUUUAAAUUGUUUAUUGUGACCAUGUGGUUGCAGGUAAUGUUCUGCCUACUGUUAAAUGCUCUAUAUUCUUGUCUUGUAGAAUUAUUACAAAGUACUGUUUGGAUAUUGCAUAUACAUUUGUAUUGUUUUAUUUUGAAAUCUUAAUUAUGUAGAUUUGCUCUAAUUGUUUUGCUGUUUUAAUAUUGCUCGUGAACUCGUUGGUUCUUUCGGUAAUUUCACGUAGGUAUAAAAUAAAAUGAAUCACGACGUUUCAAUCGCAACACAAACGGCCGUCAUCAGGUGGAACAGAUACAGCAGGAGAACUGCUGACA
Messenger RNA from Petromyzon marinus (sea lamprey), 3546 nucleotides. Its product is annotated as mothers against decapentaplegic homolog 4-like. Gene Ontology annotation, biological process: regulation of transcription by RNA polymerase II; SMAD protein signal transduction; cell differentiation. The record is from RefSeq and is a predicted model, not a curated record. Gene Ontology annotation, molecular function: DNA-binding transcription factor activity, RNA polymerase II-specific; I-SMAD binding; RNA polymerase II cis-regulatory region sequence-specific DNA binding. Lineage: Eukaryota; Metazoa; Chordata; Hyperoartia; Petromyzontiformes; Petromyzontidae. Gene Ontology annotation, cellular component: heteromeric SMAD protein complex.